Arachis duranensis is the source of this 513-nucleotide messenger RNA. RefSeq lists its product as uncharacterized. NCBI's taxonomy places the organism in Eukaryota, Viridiplantae, Streptophyta, Magnoliopsida, Fabales, Fabaceae. Gene Ontology annotation, biological process: DNA integration. The transcript is spliced from 2 exons. Bases 1 to 513 code for a protein of 170 amino acids. Gene Ontology annotation, molecular function: nucleic acid binding. The record is from RefSeq and is a predicted model, not a curated record.
AUGGACGAUAACAAUUGGAGAAAUUCUAUUGUUGAGUAUUUAAAUAAUCUCAGCAUCCCAAUCGAUAGAAAGGUAAAAUUGCAAGCAACAAAUUUUGUCUUGAUGGCUGAUGAGUUGUAUAAGAAGGAAGUCGAUAGAAGUUUGUCGAGAUGCCUAAGUCAAAAUGAUAAAUACAUUGCUUUGGACAAAGUCCAUAAAGGGAUAUGUGGUGCUCAUCAAGCUGGGAAGAAGAUGAAAUGGUGGGUUGAAGCAAUUCCUUUAAUAGAGGUUGGACAAAAUGAAAUAAUAGAUUUUAUUGAGGAACAUAUAAUCCAUCGAUUUGGAAUUCCUCAAACUUUGAGUACUGAUCAAGGGACUAUAUUCACUGGUCAUCGAAUCAAGAAGUUUGCAGCCUCGAGGAACAUCCAUAUGGUUACUUCAACCCCCUAUUAUGCACAGGCCAAUGGGCAAGUUGAGGCAGCAAAUAAAAUCCUGAUAAGUUUGAUUAAAGAACAGAUUGGGAAUAGACCUUGA